Messenger RNA from Camelina sativa (false flax), 1938 nucleotides. NCBI's taxonomy places the organism in Eukaryota, Viridiplantae, Streptophyta, Magnoliopsida, Brassicales, Brassicaceae. The record is from RefSeq and is a predicted model, not a curated record.
AUGAGAAUUCUUCUACAACACGCAACGCGUUACGGCAUUCGCUCCUUCGGAACCCUAUCAUCACCUCCCACAGCAGCGAGCCAAACAUUGCAGCACCGUAUUUCGGAUGCUCUCUAUCGAAAUGCACAAAUCCUUCCGGUGCUUGAACACUGGCGGCAACAGGGGAAUCAAGUGAACCCUUCACAUGUUAGAGUCAUCAUCAAGAAGCUUCGAGAUUCCAACCAAUCUCACCAAGCCCUUCAGGUAUCAGAGUGGAUGAGUAAAGAAAAGAUCUGCAAUCUAAUCCCAGAAGAUUUUGCAGCUCGGCUUCAUCUCAUAGAGAAUGUUGUAGGCUUAGAAGAAGCAGAAAAGUUCUUUGAAAGUAUUCCAAAGAACGCGAGAGACGAUUCUGUCUACACCACUCUCUUAAACUCGUACGCAAGAUCACACAAAACUCUGUGUAAAGCUGAAGCCACGUUCUUUAAAAUGAGGGAGUUAGGUCUUCUCUUAAGACCUUAUCCUUUCAAUGCAAUGAUGUCUCUCUACUGUGCACUAAAAGAUCGAGAUAAAGUCGAGGACCUUUUGCUUGAGAUGAAAGGUAACGACGUGGAGCCCGACAGUGUCACAGUAAACAACGUGUUGAAGCUAUACUCGGAUGUGUGUGACGUGACCGCGAUGGAGAAGUUUUUGAAUAAUGGGAAGGCUGUAAAAAUGUUGCGUUUAACCGAGAAAUUGGUGGAUGACAAGUCUUUAAAAUCAGCUUACGACCAUCUCAUGAAGCUGUAUGGUGAAGCUGGAGAGAAAGAAGAGGUUUUACGUAUAUGGAACCUUUACAAGAAGAACAUAGGACAACGUGAUAACGAUGGUUACCGAACUGUGAUACGUUCUCUCUUGAAGGUGGAUGAUAUCGUUGAGGCGGAGAAGAUUUACAAAGUGUGGGAAUCUUCGCCACUUGAGUUUGAUAUCCGAAUCCCGACUAUGUUGGCCUCUGGUUAUCGAGACAGGGGAAUGACAGAGUUGGCUGAGAAACUCAUGAGCAGUAAAGCUGUAAAGGACAGAAGAAUGAAUAAGCCUAUCACUCCGCUUUUGGAGCAAUGGGGACAUCAAAUGAAACAGUCUGAUCUCAAAUGCCUAAUCAAGAAUCUCCAUGAUUCCAAUCAGUUUUCAAAAGCGCUUCAGGUUUCAGAGUGGAUUGGUGAAAAACGAGUUUGUAGUCUUUAUUCGGAAGAUUGUGCAGCUCGUCUUUACUUGACUGAGAAUGUGUUGGGUUUAGAAGAAGCAGAGAAGUACUUUGGAAACAUCCCUGAGAACAUGAAGGAUUACUCUGUCUACACAGCUCUCUUAAGCUCUUACGCGAAAUCUGACAAAAACAUGAGUAAAGCCGUGACCACUUUCAAGAAGAUGAGAGAGCUCGGGUUCCUCUUGAAACCUUCACCAUUCAACAUGAUUCUCUCUUUCCACAGUCAAUCAAAUAUGGUGAAGGAGAUUCUUCGUGUGAUGGAGGAGAACAACGUCGAUCCUGAUAGUCUCACGGUGAACAAAGUUUUAAAGAUCUACGCGGCUGAAUCAAUUAAGGUAGAAGAAAUGGAAAUGUUUAUGAGACGGUGGGGUAGAGGAGAUGGAAUCAAGCUAGAUAGCGGCACAGUGGUUGCAAUGGCAAAGGCCUACGCUAAAGUUGAUUCAACAAUGAAAGCAAUAGAGAUGUAUGGUGAUGUAGCCGGGUGUAAAAGAGAGGUGCACCUUCUUUGGGACAAAUAUAAGAAGAAGAAGGAGGAAGAACAAAAGGAGGCUGAUAAGCUCUUUGUUAAAGCUGGACGAUGUACAAGGAGCAGAGAAGGUCUAUGGAGAGUGGAUACCGAGUGGACCGAAGCUGGAUGUGAGAAUACCGGGUUUGCUGAUUUCUCGGUUUUGUACCCAAGGGAACGCAUUGAAGGUUGGGGAAAUGUUACAGUCGAUUAG